AUGGCGGUCAAUCAUCCACAUACCCUCGAGUACAAGACUCGGCUGCUCAAGCACUUGUUGAGCACCAAGGAGUGGUUGCUUGACCCUCAUAUCGGUCGUUUCUGGGAGUUCAUCAGUGAUACCUUCAAGCACCCCAAAGCUCCAGAAAGUGCGCCCAAGCUGUCUGGCAAGGAGUUGGAGGAGUUCUGUGAUGCGGAAGCUGCAAUCUGGAUCGACGAAAACAACAACCCCAAGGAGGACCGGAGAAAGGGCUACGAGGCUGGUUCGGAGUAUGAUGAGCUAAUGGGCAAAUGGAUGACUGUGUGGAAAGAUAUGGCAGUUCCACAUUGGGUGGUGGAGAUGGACAGAAUAGGCGACACUCAUCACAAGUUCAGCAUCGUCCCUUCGGCUUACAGAGACAAAGUCAGGGACAAAGUGGCAGAGAUCGACAGAGUGAGGCGGGAGAACAGGGCGAAGGCAGCGCAACAUGUUCGAGAGAGGCAAGCGGCUGAGAAGGCGGCAUCCACGAAGAAGAAAGCGCUGAAGCGCAGCGCGUCGAGGCAUGAUGGGAAGUUGGACUCCAUCUCGAGGACGGAAGACCCAAAAUUCGAAUACGAUGGAGAGAAGCUGAAGAAGGUGGUUCAGGCGGCGAGAGAACGAGCAAUUCAGGUGGGAAAGCAUGACUUGGCUGCCGCAGUGCAACAGAUUUAUGAGGACGCUCUUCGCGAUAUGAAGCUUCGAAUACUACUGGAAGCGAUUCUCACUCAAAGCGCGACUACACCGCAGAACGAGCAAUUCCAAGAGUAUGUCAGGACAGCGAAGAGGAAACUGAAGGCUAUCAAAGGAUCUGGGGCGAAAGCCAAGGCUAGUCCAAGCGUUCAGCACCUGCCCGCUACUACCAGUGCAUUGCACUCCCGUCAGUUGGGCUCGCGCGAGAGAGACGUUGACAGCGCCUAUGUCAGCGGCCGAGGCAGCGACAAGAGCACGGGCGAAGACGCAAACAACGAGUCCAUGACAGCAGGCAGUCACGAACCACAGAAGCGGAGACGGGAAUCGAUCACAUCUUCAGAGGCUGCUGAAGCGGAUCUCGAAGAAGCCGAGCGUGCAGCUAAGCGGCGGAGGGGUGAAAAUGUUGACGACGACAGUGGCAGCUACGAUCCUUCGCAAAAGAGGAAGGCGACGAAGACUCAUAAGAAGAGGCCAAUUCACCAGCCCGACAACGUCUCACGCGAGAGUUCGCCCCUCUCCGAGGCUGGCGACACAGAUAUUGAGGCUGCCAAGGAGGCGUACGUUGAUGAGAUGGUGCGCAGGAAGUCUGCAGAAGCAUCGAGGCGUGCCAUCGAGGAUGAGUACGGCCCUGUAUCGCCGACUGUGGCGGAUGAUGCGUCCUGGAAGUCCAUGCCAUCACCGACACUCCACUCGACCCAGAUGGAUCGCAGCAACAGCAUGCAAGAGCAGGAGCAGACGCAGGCCGGUGCACAGGACGACGCACGUCACGAGGUCCUUGGCGCUUCGAGCGUGCCAGCUCCGCCAGCGGACGAGCCACCCGCUCAGGCGUCAGCAGAGCAGCUUACCCCAGCCGAGAGCAGCCAUGCUUUCCAGAUCAUAUCUGGUGCAGCCGCAGAGGCAGUUCAACCAGCUAUUAGUCGCUUGGAAGGCAAGAUUGACUCCCUUUUGAGCGGCCGUGGAGACCGGAUACCGCUUCCACAGGGGCGCCCAGUACCUGCUUGUAGUUCCAGGGGACCCGACAUUGCCAACGCGACGCGGGAGCUCGUCAACAUCCAGGAGAUGCUCCAGUCGAACGAACUGGACCCGCAGAGUCCAGAGACGACCACAUUGAUCUCUCAGCUCGCACGAAACGCAGCUGAAGCCUCGAUCUAUGCCGCUGAGGCUGCGCGACGAGCCGGUGAGAUGGCGCGAGACGUGAGUCUGGUCCUCCUGCAGCUGGGAGAGAACAGGAAGAAGAAGCAGAGCGGAGAGGCGGGCGCUUCGUCCGCCCCAAGACCGGAGGAGUGA
This is a messenger RNA of Lecanosticta acicola, 1995 nucleotides long. NCBI's taxonomy places the organism in Eukaryota, Fungi, Ascomycota, Dothideomycetes, Mycosphaerellales, Mycosphaerellaceae. The record is from the annotation of a GenBank genome assembly.